Henningerozyma blattae CBS 6284 is the source of this 1719-nucleotide messenger RNA. Its product is annotated as MFS transporter. The transcript has a single exon. Gene Ontology annotation, molecular function: transmembrane transporter activity. The coding region runs from base 1 to 1719 and encodes 572 amino acids. The record is from RefSeq and is a predicted model, not a curated record. NCBI's taxonomy places the organism in Eukaryota, Fungi, Ascomycota, Saccharomycetes, Saccharomycetales, Saccharomycetaceae. Gene Ontology annotation, biological process: transmembrane transport.
AUGCCAUCAAGGACACCCUCCAAUCUUACGUUUAAACAACAGAUGGAAGGAUUCCCAUGGCCACAAAUACUUGUUGUGUCCAUUGUACGAUUUAGCCAACCAAUUGCAUUUACCUCUUUAUUUCCAUAUGUUUAUUUUAUGGUAAAAGAUUUUAACAUUGCACCCAAUGAAGCUCAAGUAUCCAGAUAUUCAGGUUAUUUGUCUGCAACAUUUUCUUUAUGUAAAUUCUUAGCCGCAUACCAUUGGGGAAGAUUUUCUGAUGAAUAUGGUAGAAAGUUAACCGUUAUUCUUGGUAUGCUGGGAACCUGCAUAUCUCUAUUAAUUCUUGGAUUUUCCAAACAUUUUUAUCAGGCAAUGAUUGCUAGAUCAAUGAUGGGUCUUUUGAAUGGUAAUAUUGCUGUGAUUAGAACAAUUGUUGGUGAAUUAACUACAGAAGGAAGACAUCAAGCAAUUGCAUUUAGUACCAUACCUUUAUUAUUCCAAUUCGGAACUGUUAUUGGGUCUAUAAUUGGUGGGUUUUUAGUUUUCCAUAAGGAUAAUGAUAAUACUAUUUCUAUCCCUAAUUGGUAUCCUAAUAUAUUAAAAGAUUUGAUUUCUAAAUAUUCAUAUUGUUUACCCAACAUUGUGAUAUGUUUCUUAUUAAUGUUUGGCAUAUUGAAUGCUAUUUUUUUCUUGGAAAAAACUCAUCCAACAUUAAAAUAUCGUUNNNAAGAUUAUGGUAUUAAAGUAAGCGAUUUAUUUAAGAGAUAUAUUUUAUGUAUAACUCCUAAAAGAAGAGAAUGGGAUCAGCUUUUAAGUAUUGAAGAAGAUUUCCAAGAAACUAUUAAUAAUAGGAAGAUUCAAGAAUAUGAGGAUUUUGAAAAUGAUAGAAAAUAUCCACUCAGAUUGAAACCUACAAAAGAAAUUUCUUCUAUUUCAAUGAAAAGCUUUACAUCUACUGAAAUGGAACAGUCACCAAGUACCCUAGGUGAAACACAUAGCAUCCCAGAUGAAGAAACUUCAAUGUUAAUAAUGACAUCUGAUGGGUGUUAUGAGAAUAGUAUGUGGCAUCAUAUUUUCCAUACUCCUGUAUUUUACCCAAUCUCAAUCAAUUUUAUUCAAGGAUUAUACCUGAUUGUUUAUAACGAGUUUUUACCUGUGUUUUUAGCUUAUGAUUUGGUCAAGGAUUCACAUGAUCCAACUAGACUAGCUUCCAAAUUCCCAUGGAAGAUCACAGGUGGGAUUGGUAAUACUCCAGAGCAAACAGGUACCAUUUUAUCAUCAACAGGGAUAUUCGGUUGCUUUGUUGUCAUACUGAUACUUCCUUAUGUUUCAAGAAACUAUGAUUGUUUAAAAAUAUUCCAAUUUUUAACUAAAUUGUAUCCAAUCAUGUAUAUCAUGGUACCAUACGUUAUUUUCUUACAAGUCGAUUCCAUACCGAGAUGGGUUACUAUCAUAUAUCUUUAUUUAAUUACAUGCAUCAAGACACUUUGUGGAUCAUUGUCGGCACCACAAAUUAUGCUAUUAGUGCAUCAAAAUUCUCCUUCAAAUAUCCGUGCAUCCAUAAAUGGUGCAUUUAUUAGUAUAGCAGCAUUAGCAAGAUUUGUAGGACCAUUAUGUUGGGGUACAAUCAUGGCAUGGUCACAACAGAACGAUUUGGCUUGGGUUAGUUGGUGGUCAUUGGGCUGUUUUUCCAUGGUUGCAUUAUAUCAAAGUUAUAAGAUUACUCCAAUUGAUUAG